GAUGCAUUCAAAUCCAGAUGCGCGGGCCCAUUAUAUGGUCUGCGCGAGAAGGGCAAUUGAAGCCAUGAAGGUGCUGGAUGAUGGCGAGGAUUCGUUCGAUACAUCCAAAUCGGUGGCGCCAACAAUGUCAUUCGGGAUGGGAUGGGGGGAGGUUGGAGAUGCUAGCUCUGAACAAGGAACCGGACUUCUUGGUGGACAUCGUACAUUAGCUUGGGAUUUGCUGAUGCAACGGGAAGUCUCUGCUGACGAGGUGAUGUUCGGAGAGCUGGAGAGCCUGGCGCGGGUUGAGUGCUAAGGACAUCUGCUUUCAUUAUAUAUAUAUAUAUAUGGAUUGAAUUGUACUUUGCUGUGUAUCCGUAUGUAACUGCUACGCCAGUUUUCUGUUUUAGCAUGACCACACGUGGGUCAACAACUUUCUGAAACUGAUAGUCACCGACAUCGUUCUUCCAAUAUCCUUCCUGUUACUCUACCACCAUCAUGUCGGAGCAUAUUCCACCUCCGAUAUAUUCACAACAGGAUCCAACAGAAGCCUACCCCGACACCUCUCGCGAGCCACAGAUUCUCAUUACACCGACCAUUGAUGCGCUCAAUUUCCAGAAAGGCUUUCUGGGUGCCGAAGGAGAACGCGCUGCCAUCGAAGGAGAGCUACAGAUCAAAGGAGCAGAGCCUGGCCGGUGGCAUCGAAUAACCAUGUCCCUACGUACUGUCGAGAAGGCCUACAGCCAAGAGAUUGAGCUAGGAACAUCGGAAACAGUGCUGUUCUCAAGUCCUGUAGAGAGCGUUACAGCUUUACCCUCUUCCGUGCUAUUCUCCAUACCUCUCAUGUCCGAUGCCCCCCAAGCCGUUAUUACGCCUCAUUCGUCGCUUUCACACACUUUGAUGGUCACCCUACACCCUACAAAUGUUUCGACGCCACCGGUUACAAAGAGCAUGGCUGUUCACACAAGGCGAUAUAGUUCCCAUGCCGAUUCUCUCCCCAUUUCACCCGAAACUCACGCUCUGGACCAACCAACGCGUUUUGAAGUCCAAGUACCUCGUACAACCUUCAAGGCUGGCGAGCAAGUUCCAGUUUAUGUAACGAUCCCGCCGCCUGCCAAGGAGAUUGUGGUUGACCAGGGACUGAGGCUGCGGAACGUCAAGGUUGAAUUCGUGAGGAUUGUGCAAGUAAAACGCGAUGGCCACGACGGGCUAGAAGGACCUCCGUCACCCUAUAGUGACGACGAGCCGUCCGUCGGACCGUCAUCCACCACCACCCAGGAGAAACGCGCAUCCACAUAUAAAUGGCCUUUGUCGCCCUUUGUUGUGGGAUCGUCUUUUAAGACUGUUUUAGCCCGGUCUGGCGCGUCUUGUCGCUUUCAUGCCACACGGCCAGUCCAGUUACGAUUUGUUUUGCACCAAACGUCGCCUUCUGGUUCACCUGCAGAUAAUCAAAUGAACCUACCGACAUCGGAUUACGUUCAUCUGGACAGUGACGCAGAAUGCCCAUCGAUUACCCAGUCGACGCUUCUCCAUUCCAUAUCAUUUAAGCUCAAUGUUUAUGUCUCCUUCGUUGACACAUCCAGCCACACGGAGCGCAUUUACACCAUAUCUAUUCCGAUCUCGGUGCUGCCCCCACCGGCACCACUUCCUGAAGUUGCAGAAUCGAUAGACGCGGCUUAUCAGAAGAAGCAUGACCGCCCGCCUGUGAAGACAAACAGAGCCGAGGACACCGACUUUUCCGUACCGCAUUACUCUGAAGGGGAGGCAGGGCCUAGUGGGCUUGGUGCUCCGCCACCGUUUGAAGAACGAGACGCCCCUCCGCCAUUUUUCCCUUCUGCUUCAGAGGCUUCGACUUCCACGCGACUACCUACGUUUUUGGAAUCGGAGACGGAAAUCAUUAUUCCUUCGCACGACGAGUGCAUAGCACUACCCAAGCCAUUGUCUACAGUUCUCGUGGGAGAGGGCUUUGCGUUCGGUUUUCUUCUCACAGAUCAAUUUGACGGGCACGAUAUGCAGCGAUCUUCUACUCCACCGCCUACACUUGAAAUGGCAGCUCGGGACACUGAUGUUACUCAGCUUGCUGAAAUACCUGCUACAAGCCAGUCAAUCGAGGCUUUGGGCCUCGUAUUUGAGCAACAGCAGGAAUCAGAACAAGAACCUCCCCCACCACCACCACCUGCCAUGGAUGAUCCGUCUGAUCCUCCACCUUCGAUUGACUCUGACUUUCGUAUACCACAUCACCAGUCUUCCAACCCAUCUUCAAUCUCUGAGCCACCGAGAUUACAUUCACCGCCACCAGCACCCUCCCAAGAACAAGUGGUCCACAACCAUGCACCACCUCCUUACCGAGUGCCUGCUAACCACAGGGACCAGGAGCAUAUCGCAAGGCCGCCACCAUACGUAGACUGACCAUACUAACUGUGCGGUUGCGACAUUUCGCAGAAUCAGAUAGGUCCUCGUUGUAAAAUAAAAAUCAGAAUACAUGUACGUGUGAAGUGUAAAGCAUUGUAGGCAUAGAAGAUGACGUGAACUAGAUAGAAACUAUGGUGACUAACCAGCGACUGCUGCGCAAGGGCAUG
Messenger RNA from Guyanagaster necrorhizus, 2558 nucleotides. RefSeq lists its product as uncharacterized. The transcript has 2 exons. The coding region runs from base 478 to 2388 and encodes 636 amino acids. NCBI's taxonomy places the organism in Eukaryota, Fungi, Basidiomycota, Agaricomycetes, Agaricales, Physalacriaceae. The record is from RefSeq and is a predicted model, not a curated record.